Enterobius vermicularis (human pinworm) is the source of this 219-nucleotide messenger RNA. NCBI's taxonomy places the organism in Eukaryota, Metazoa, Nematoda, Chromadorea, Rhabditida, Oxyuridae. The record is from the annotation of a GenBank genome assembly.
AUGUUGGCAAAAGUCCACAACGAUACAACAGAAAAUACUGACGGGACUGGCUAUACUCCAGCCGCCGCAGGUUCUUCCGAUUCUUCGACUUCUCCAUCAGUUUUCUUGCUAUGUAUCUUAACUUAUUAUCCUGCUGGUUAUCGACUGCUAUAUGUUAAUCCUGAAUUAGCAACUGUUUGGAAACCAAGUCAAUACUUUGAUUCUCAUCUUAUUCAAUAG